Messenger RNA from Chara braunii, 1564 nucleotides. NCBI's taxonomy places the organism in Eukaryota, Viridiplantae, Streptophyta, Charophyceae, Charales, Characeae. The record is from the annotation of a GenBank genome assembly.
UAGGCCCGUUCUUGUUCGUUUCCUCCUGUCCGUUUGAUCUCUCGCUGGACUAAUUUGAGAGAAUCUCGCUGGGCGGCCUUCCCUCUCUCUAACGUCACAUGCAAACUUCGACACGUGGCUGCCACCGGCGGCUAUGGCGAUUCUCAGUCCGGUUUCAGGUGAAGAUCCCGGUGCCACGUCAUCGUUUCCCGCCAAAUUUCCCUCCAAAUUUCCCGCCAAAGUUCAGCAAAUACGAUCCGCUGGAUCCGCCUUGCCGUCGGAGGGAGGGAGCUUUGAGAAAUGGAGCGCGCAGGCGGCGCCGCUGCUUUCUGUACAUGUGUCAGCCGUGGUGCCAUUGAGAGGAGGAGGAGAGGACGAAGGAGAAGGAGGAGGAGGAGGAGGAGGAGGAGGAGGAGGGAGGAGGAGGGGAGACGGACGAAGAGCAAGAAGAAGAGAAGAAGGAGAAUGGGAGGAGGGGGGACAAGGAGCGGCGGCCAAGGUGUUUUCUUUCUUCGCCACGUGGCGGAGAGGUGAUGACGAUGCCCCCGAUUCGUCGGGUCGCAGAAAGAAGAUGAACAAAUCGAAGUCGGCGAAGCGCAGGGGGGGAAAGCGAGGGGCCAAUAAUAAAAGGGGGAGGAAGAAGGAAUGGUCGCCCGCGCUCUUGAACAGGAAAGUGCUUUGUAAUUUGCUCUGGGUUCAUCUCUGCAUAGCGGCAGUGCUGGCCGUCUUUAUGACGGUUCAACAGUCAGUGAUCACAACCAAGGCAAUAGCCAUAACGCAGAUAUGUGCUGAUUGGUCGACGUUGUCCACGUGGCGGUACUGGACAGCGAUGACGCACGCAGACAUCAUGAACGACUUCAUCAAACUGUUCCAUGUGCGGCGGAAAAGUGAUAGCUUGCUGAAUCUCUUCCGCUUUCAGAUGUUGGCGGGAAGCCCAAACUGGUCGCCAGAGUUUCUACCCAACGUGUAUUUUCUCGAAGUGCUCAACAGUGCCAAAAGGCUGCAGUACGAGAUGCAGUUUGGCCUCAGUGUUGUGGGCGAAGACCAUAUUCCCGUGCCAUAUCAAGCAGGAGAGAGAUACGCACCUUUACAUUUUUUCAGGGCCAAAGACUUUGACAAGCAAGGUGUCGACUUCUUCCGCGGGACGCGGUGCGCCUUGGCUGCGGAAUUCAUCACCUAUGCCAUCAACAUUAUCAAUCUAUUGCAGCCGCCGCCGUCUGUGCCGAAGGGUGUCCAACAUUUCCUCAUUGUACACCCUAUCACCCAGAUAUUCGUUGUCCCUUUUGUGCUCAAGGACGCUAUCAGGACUGCAUGAUGCCUCACUGUGAUGAACAUCCUGCUGUUUUUUUGACAUGCGGACAGCAUGUCCUUUGUCAGGACUGUUUUGAUGGGAUGGUCCGUGCUAGCCGUCCUGCUGAAUGCUGUGCCGAAGUAGCUCUCCUUGGGUAUCCUUGUGAACAUCCAUGUCAUCCUCAGCGUGCCUGUCCUAUCUGCCGGGGUGGGGGCUCUUCUUCCUAACUGGUCAAUAGAAUCAAGCGAUCAGGAGCAACACUAAUUGUAGGACAGAUAAAAGAAAGUACAAAUU